GAUUUGGCCGGCGUUAGAGAGAGAGAGAGAUCCAGCGGUUGAGAUGUUCUUACGGGCAAUCGGACGGCCAUUGCUGGCUAAAGUGAAGCAGACGACAGGGAUCGUAGGGCUUGACGUUGUACCGAACGCGAGGGCGGUGCUGAUCGAACUAUAUACGAAAACCCUAAAGGAGAUCGAAGCCGUGCCCGAGGAUGAAGGAUACCGAAAAGCGGUGGAAUCCUUCACGCGGCACCGUCUCAGUGUCUGCAAGGAAGAAGAAGACUGGGAGGCGAUCGAGAAGCGUCUUGGUUGCGGUCAAGUGGAGGAGCUCAUCGAAGAGGCUCAAGAUGAGCUCACACUCAUUGCCAAAAUGAUCGAAUGGGACCCUUGGGGUGUUCCAGAUGACUACGAGUGUGAAGUAAUUGAGAACGAUGCACCGAUUCCAAACCAUGUUCCUCAGCACCGGCCUGGCCCUCUUCCUCAGGAUUUCUACACAACUCUUGAAGGUCUAAUUUCAGAGUCCAAAACAAAAAUCCCACCUGCUUUGAAGGAGUAACUUCCAGUUUUACUUUGUUUGUACUUGUUGCUUUUUUUUUUUGGCUUGUGUUUGUUUCUGAGACAGUCAGCCUCUGAAACAGUUGCUCAAUAAUUUUGAAAACUAUAACAAUGUAACUCUUUUCAUAAAUGUUUUAUCAUUCCUCUCAAGAAGCUACGAUAAUACGAACAUGUAGUCCCUAUUGCAGGAACUUUUACCAUUCUUAAUGACAUGUACUCA
This is a messenger RNA of Eruca vesicaria subsp. sativa (arugula), 754 nucleotides long. The record is from the annotation of a GenBank genome assembly. Lineage: Eukaryota; Viridiplantae; Streptophyta; Magnoliopsida; Brassicales; Brassicaceae.